UUCAUAGAUCAAUUGACAUCUAUUCUAUGCAAGAAAAAUUCAACAUACUGUAACUAAAACUCCGUCGUUUUGGUCUAAUAGCAUCAAAGAAGUACUAAAAUGCAGUGCUUACAUGUCAAUUUUCCAUUGGUUCCAACGACUUCAUAACCACCUCCUCCUGAAACUAACAACCACCAACAAUGGCGAUUUCUCCAAACCCGACCCGUCUCAUCCUCCUAACCACCCUCAUUUCCCUCAUCAUCUCCCUCUCAACCUCAGUAUCCGACCCGGAAAAGCUCCUAACCGAACUCCUAACCCUCCAAUCACAGUCCACCGCCGGAAUAAUCCACCUAAACGACCAAACAGUCUCCCGUUUUAUAGUCUCAACAAAAACCCCCCGACCAUACUCCCUCCUCGUAUUCUUCGACGCCAAGGAGCACCACGACAAAGCCGAGCUCCACCUCGCCGAACUCUACUAUGAAUUUAAAAUUCUCGCCACGUCAUUCAUCACGAACCAUCCUGACAACUCAUCCGCAUCGUACGGUAAAUUAUUCUUCUGCGACAUUGAAUUUAAAGAUUCGCAAUCUUCGUUUAUUUUAUUCGGCGUUGAUUCACUGCCCCUUCUCCGUUUAGUUAAUCCUAAUGUUAAAAAUCCUAAAGAUUCUGAAGCUAUGGAUCAGGGAGAUCUCUCCAGGAUGGCGGAAUCCAUUUCGGAUUUUAUCCUGUCGAGGGCGAAAUUGAGCGUCGGCCCGAUACAUCGGCCGCCGCCUAUUUCGAAGAAUCAGUAUGCUUUUCUGAUUGUUGUGUUGUUGAUUUGGAUUCCGUUUAUGAUUAAGAAGUUGUCGACUGGUCAGACAUUGCUUCAGGAUUGGAAAAUUUGGUUGUGUGGCGCUGUGUUUGUGUACUUUUUUAGUGUUUCGGGUGCUAUGUUUAAUAUUAUUCGGAAAAUGCCGAUGUUUUUGGGGGAUAGGAAUGAUCCGAAUAAGUUGAUUUUCUUUUAUCAAGGCUCGGGGAUGCAGCUUGGAGCGGAAGGGUUUGCUAUCGGGUUUUUGUAUACCGUUGUUGGGUUGUUAUUGGCGUUUAUGACUCAUGUGCUUGUUUUGGCUAAGAAUGUGACUGUUCAGAGAUUGGUUAUGGUUGUUUCGCUUGUGUUUUCGUUUUGGGCUGUUAAUGAGGUUAUUUUCUUGGAUAAUUGGAAGACUGGCUAUGGCGUUCAUACUUUUUGGCCUUCGAGUUGGAACUGAGACGAUGAUGGGUGAUAUUCAUGAAGUAAAAGAGGUGACAAUUUUUGCUUUAGUAAAACAUUUUUGGUGCAAGAUUUUGUUGUUUUAAUGUUGAACGUUUGUUUAGCAUAGCUGGACUUCAAGUUCGUUAUGUUUUCUGCUAAACAUAGAGGCAUUUGUAAAGAAUACAUGAAAAUGAUCAAACAAUUACUACAGAUUCCACAUAGAACAAGAGUCUACUCAAAACAUGUGCCACAUUGUUCACA
Messenger RNA from Mercurialis annua (annual mercury), 1468 nucleotides. RefSeq names its product probable dolichyl-diphosphooligosaccharide--protein glycosyltransferase subunit 3B. The transcript has a single exon. Gene Ontology annotation, cellular component: oligosaccharyltransferase complex. The record is from RefSeq and is a predicted model, not a curated record. Lineage: Eukaryota; Viridiplantae; Streptophyta; Magnoliopsida; Malpighiales; Euphorbiaceae. The coding region runs from base 180 to 1223 and encodes 347 amino acids.